AUUCAAUUAUAUUAAUAUUAGAUUUUCUCAACUUAAAUGUGAUUUUAUUUUUUCGAUUUGCAUGUGAAAUGACAUUUGAUUCCCACACCCCCAUAAUUGGUUUUCCCAGCUGCAAAAUGCAGAGUAUGAUAGUAUUUUGCAAUCGGUAGUAGUAGCUAACUAGCUAUCAACUAUAGUGCCAAUACUAGCAUAAAGUAGACAAUACAAACAAGUGGUGAGAAGCUUAUUGUUUAUACCUACUUGUCAAUUAAAUAUUACUUAAAUUUCAUUACAUAUACCUUCCAUUGUUACAUACUUGCAUUACAUUGAUGUAUCAGCUACUGGUUGUUCUGCCUCAUACAUCUAUUAUCUAUACAAUCCAACCACCACCCACUUCCCUUCAAGGCUAUUUGUGUCUCCAGAACCAGUUCAAAUCUCAUGUUAAUUCUUGUCUUCAUUUCUAUUAUCACCAUCUCUGACCAAAAUCUCUCCAUAUUCAACUUUUAAACAAAAAAUGUAACCGUUGAAAGGAUUUCAUUGAUGUCACACGUGUUUAGGGUAUACCAACAACAUACCCCACUUGACUUUGGGCUAAUAAAAAUAUUCACACGUUUGCUCCUUUUCUCUCUCUCUCUCUCUACCUGGUUUUAGUCCUGCUUUUUUUUGUGUUACCUAGCGUGGUGGAUCACCCUUUGCUUUUCAUUUAAAAUUCAAAUUCCAACGUUUCACUUUUACACAAAUAGCUAGUGCUCAAAAGGGUUUGGAUCUAUUUGAGGUUUUUCGAGCCCUCAAUUAUGGGAGAACCGACUUGUCUUAUGCAACCAUUCUCUUAUGCUGCUGGCAUUCCACAUGAAGCCAAUGAGGGGAACCCAAUUCACUCUCUGGGGCAGUCAAUCUCUUUUGGGAGAUACAUGUCAGAGUCAUUGGCUUGGGAGAAAUGGUCAACCUUUUCUCACAACCGGUAUGUUGAAGAGGCUGAGAGAUACUCACGCCCGGGAUCGGUUGCCCAGAAGAAAGCUUUUUUUGAAGCUCAUUACAAGAACCUUGCAGCAAGAAAGGCAGCGGCAGCCCUGAUGGAGCAAGAAAAUGCUGCAUCAAACAAUGUUCCCCAACAAGAACCUGAAGUAGAAGGCAAUGACAUUACCACCAACGAUUCUCCCAUGACGACAAGUCUAAAUUCUCAAGUAGCUGUUGAUGAAAAACAAGAAGUGAAAUUGCUUGACAAACAGGCUACUGUGGAUGUUGAUGGUUGCAAUUUGAAUGCUGAGGUUGAUAAAAUGGAGAGCAGGACAUCGGAGGGAACUGAUCCUGUGGAGAAUGAUGCCAAGAAUGAAUCACUAGACCAGCUUGGUGUUGCUGAUAACAAUGAAGACAUUAAAGAAAUGAACCAUUGUGAAAUGAAACAAAUGGAGAAGCCUCUAUUAAAGAACUUCAAAAAUAGCCAGAAUGAUCUGUUGUCAGCUUCUGAUAGAAAACCAACAGUUUCUUCCUCAAAGUCAUCAAAUUAUAGUAAGGCAUCCAGGGCCUCAUCCUCUCCUGCCAAGUCUAACAUUGCUACUCCAAUUAGCAAGAAGUCAGCAAUAGACAAUACAGAUAAAAAGAGAUUCACUCCUAAAUCAACUCACAAGUCCAUCAGUUUCACGACUGUCCAAGAAGUUAAUAAGUUCACAUCAACGAUUAUCCAAAAGAUAGAUGGUUCUAAAAUUAGCUCUUACUCUAAACCAUCUAAAGAUUGCUCAACUCCUCUGAAGACUCCAACGAAGGCACCUAUAAGAAGGGAAUCAAAGCAUCCUUUAGCCACAUCUCAUUCAGAAAACAGGAGUGAAUACUGCAGGGCAAGAGAAAAUCUUGAUUCCUUGGCCUCGGGAAGAAAAGCAGUUCGCUCAAAGUGGAACUUCCUCCCUACAGACUGUUCAAAGUUUCUGAGUUCGUCCAAAAACAAAUCGCUGUCGCCAAGUUUCUCCACACCUUUCAAUUUGAGGACUGAAGAAAGAGCUGCAACAAGAAAGAAGAAGCUUGAAGCAAAAUUCAAUGCAAGUCAGGCACAAAGAGUGCAGCAGCAAACAACACUGAAGGAGAAAGCAGAAACAGAACUUAGGAGACUGCGUCAAAGCCUUUGCUUUAAGGAUGGGCCACUACUGGACUUCUAUAAGGACAGAGGAACAUCAAAGAAUCAGAUGAAAAAGGUUCUGCUGGCACGUCCUGAGUCACCAAAACUAGGAAAACAAUUCACUCUCAGCAGAGUACAUGGCAACACCUGUGAACUUCUUCAGAAGCCCUCAAUCAAAAGCAAAUGCCCCAAGUUUGAGAAUAAUCAAACCAGAACUCGUUCUGUGACUUCAUGACCCAUAGUGUUCUGUCAUAAGAAUACACAUCCAAAUAUUCAGCAAAAGUGCCCUAUGUAGCUGAGUCAUGGAUGCCUACCACGAAAUUCAGAACUGCAUCAUGCAGAAUCAGGCUAAUGACUAGCGGAAUUUCAUUACUGUAUAUAUUGGGCAUGAGAUAAAUAAAAAAAAUGUACUUUUAAGACUUCAUAGCGGCCAUCAUUGUAUGAGCAUGAAAGGAAGCUAUGAUCUGUAACCAACAGUUGUUCAGGUCUUGCUACUUGACAGCAUUAUAUACAAUCACUUGGUUUGUUA
Tripterygium wilfordii is the source of this 2618-nucleotide messenger RNA. RefSeq names its product protein WVD2-like 7. The record is from RefSeq and is a predicted model, not a curated record. The transcript has 9 exons. Lineage: Eukaryota; Viridiplantae; Streptophyta; Magnoliopsida; Celastrales; Celastraceae. The coding region runs from base 774 to 2324 and encodes 516 amino acids.